ACCCGCAGCCCGGGCAGCCGCUCCCGUGGGGCCGCCCGCCGCCUCUUACCUUCUCCUUGACGGCCUGGUAGCUCUGCUGCAGCCAGCUCCGCCACCAGCCCGCGUCCUCCCUGCCGCGGGACACGCGUGUCAGACGCGGGCAGCCCCGGCCCCGCGCAGCCCCGCCGCCCCCCAGCGACACCCCACUCACCCCUCGGCCAUCUUGGCGGCCCGACGUCACCAAUAUUUACCGACCCCUCACCCCGCAAGCUCCGACUCCCGGUGACGUCCCUUCCUCCUCCUCCUCCUCCUCCUCCUCCUGCGGGAGGGGUCCGGGCGGGAGCGCCGAGCCAUGGAGAUGCAGUCGUACUACACCAAGCUCCUGGGAGAGCUCAACGAGCAGCGCAAGAGGGACUUUUUCUGCGACUGCAGCAUUAUCGUGGAAGGGAGGAUCUUCAAAGCUCACAAAAACAUCUUGUUCGCCAACAGCGGCUAUUUCCGAGCGCUGCUGAUUCACUACAUCCAGGACAGCGGCCGCCACAGCACCGCCUCGCUGGACAUUGUCACCUCCGAGGCCUUCUCCGUCAUCCUGGACUUCCUUUACUCGGGGAAGCUGGAUCUCUGCGGGGAGAAUGUGAUCGAGGUGAUGUCUGCAGCUAGCUAUUUGCAGAUGACCGAUGUGGUCAACUUCUGCAAGACCUACAUAAGGUCAUCGUUAGAUAUUUGCAGGAAAAUAGAGAGAGAAGCCACUUUCUAUCAGGCUGAUAGCGGGAGCGGCAGCUCUGCGAGAGAGGGCACCUCCUACGGCUCCAAGAGCCAGUGUUCUGCCUCUGUCUCUUCCCUGCAGGAAAAGGAGGGGAUUUCGGAUUGCCAGAGAGAUCCUCCCUGCGGUGAGUGCAGCAGCUGCCAUCCCCUGGAGCUCGUGGUCAGAGAUCCCGUGAGCAGCGACUCUCCUGACGAUGUAAAUUCUUCUCUGCCCAAGGGGGUGGAACCCAAAGUGGAGUUUGACUCGGAUGAGGUGGAGGUAGAAGUGGGGGAACGGCUGCCCCAGUAUCCGACUGCGUUGUCCCUGGAGCAGAUGGAAGAGGGGCUGCACGGCGGGCAGCCCGUGGACCUGGCCUGCAACAACUACCACAUGAAGCAGUUCCUGGAGGCCCUGCUGCGCAACAGCUCGGCUCAGAGAAAGGAUGAUGUGGUUCAUCACUUUGUCCGGGGCUUUGAGGGUAGGCCAGAGGACGCAGGGGUAGCCACGAGUUCCAUGAUGGACAUUCACAGCGACUGGUAUGGUGAGGACACAGGUGAUGUGUUGGUUGUGCCAAUCAAGCUCCACAAAUGCCCGUUCUGUCCCUACACGGCGAAGCAAAAGGGGAUCCUCAAGCGGCACAUUCGCUCCCACACCGGCGAGAGGCCCUACCCCUGCGAGACGUGCGGCAAGCGCUUCACCCGGCAGGAGCACCUCCGCAGCCACGCUCUGAGCGUGCAUCGAUCCAACAAGCCCAUCAUCUGCAAAGGCUGCAGGAGAACCUUCACGAGCAGCCUGUCCCAAGGGCUGCGGCGCUUCGGCUUGUGCGACAGCUGCACCUGCGUCACCACUACCCAUGAGGACUCGAUGCCCAUUAACCUCAGCCUGAUGGAGCCCUCCUCAGAAGGCCAAGAGAAGGGAGAGGCCGAUAACGACUGGCCCAUAUACGUAGAAUCCGGAGAGGAAAACGAUGCAGGUGAUGAUGAUGAUGCUGAUGACAAGCAGGAAAUCCACAGGAGCUUAUCGGACCGAGAACCGCUGAUGUAGCGGUGAGAGGAGAGUGGGAGCCUUUCAAGCAUCCCCCUGACCGUGGUCAGUCUGCAACAGAAAGCUGCCUGUUUGCCCAGUUAGGGAGGCUGUGUUGGGUUUUAUUAUUCCGCUUUUUUAGCAGGAGAACUGGGAUUUGUAACACUUUUCAGUUUUCAGUGCUGUGCACCAGAAAUCUCUGGAGACUCCUCUGGCCGGGGUUCACAGAGGUUCUACUUGAGCAAUUUCCAGUGGUGUCUCUGCCUCCUAGUUUUGAUUUUGCAGGUGGAGCACCUCUGUGUUGUUUUGAUAACAGGUUUCUUCAAGUAAUGCUGUCACAGUCCUUCUGUCCCUGACCUGGGAGCAGCAGCAGCUUCGCUCCCGAGAUUACAUUGAAAGAAAUGUAGUUUCCAUCCGUUACCUUGAGACUUUUUGUAACCUGUGUUGUGAUCCUUCUGUAUUAGGGCAGUACGAUCGAACUGUAAACCUUAAGUGUUUGCUUAGACAGGAUUUGACCUGGAAACCAGGGCAGACAAACCAGGGUAACAAAAAUGUGCUGCUGUGGGAAGCAUAGACAGGAAGAAUAAAAACAUUUCACGUGUCCUUAAUUGCAGGUAACUGGAAAACAAACUGCUCUUUCUGAAUUGUUUUUACUGCUUCUUCCUUUCUCAAGAGCUUGGACUACAGAUCUUCAGAUGUGUCUUUAAUGUCAUUUAGACAUUAGCAGUCUUGGCUUAAGGAGCAUUAAGCACAUGUUACAGUAUCUGGUGUCCUGGUCUCUCAAUUUAAACUAAACAAACUGCCCAAUUUUCUUCAGCUUUUUUACAGUACAAGUUAAAAGUUGUGAAUCAGGUUCCUUGGGAAUUCUGGUAGAUUAAAAGGCCAGAUUCAUGGCUGACAUAGGCAAGGAACAGUUUGAUGUGAAUAUCUGAGCUAUGCACAUGAACCAGCCCUGAAUACCCUUUUCGAAGCAAUUGGGUAGGAAACCUCAGAAAUUUGUACUAGCUUCUUUGGAUGCAAAUUCUUUUCUUUCUCUUUUACUGUCUUCUAGUCUUUGGUGACCUUUCUCAUGAUUUAUGUUGUGUGACUUUAUCCAGGUACUGUUGUUCUGGUAGGCUGGGAUUUUUAAACUCCAGCGUGGACCUCAUGUCUCUUUGCUGGGAUACAGGAAGGUUGGCUUUCCAGGGAGGUGAGAUUUUUCUUCUUACCUUUCCAGUACCAAGUUGGUUCAAGCUAUCAGCUUAUUAUCAACUCCAGAAACGAAGCUGGGAAGCUUUAGAAGAAAACACACCACCAACAGAAAGCCUGUUUGCUUAUGGGUAACCGACUGUUCCCUGACAAAGAGACAAAACUGAAAUAUACUGUGAAAUAAGACUGUUAAUGCUUCUUUACUGUGUUGUUCAUAAGUGUUUUGUGAAAUGACAAAUUGUUUAAGUCUUUCUAGCUGGAGUAAGUGCCAGAUCAGAAGCCUGUAGACAGACACAUCUGACAGAGAAGGAGCAGUUCCUCCCACUUAACAAGACAAUGCUUUGUGAGGUGUUUCAUGUCAAGACUUCACACUUGGCAAACAUCAGAUGGAACCUAAAAAAACAAAGACCCCUCUGAUUUAACCAGGUUGGGGUUUUUUUUGCAUAUCUUAUGCUUUUAUUUUACACACUGAAAGGGAGCAAUUCAGCUUCUCUAUCUGCUUGAUCCUACAGUGAAAAGUUGUCCUGCAGUGAUGUCACAAUUUGCUUGUGAGGGGUCAGUCUGAUGUCACAAAUGCAGUUAAAAAUUAACUGCCAGGUCAAGUAGGAUGAGGGAAGAAGAAACAAGCAACAAGCUUCUUUUUAAACAAGUCCCUUUACUAGUGAUUCCCAAAACCAGCAAAAGAGACUUGUGCAAUGUCUGUGUGAUCCAAGCUCGUGGUGGGCCCCACCUUCACAAGGAGACACUGGCAUAACGUGCCAUGUUCAUUUUCUGUACCUGAGGGUGCAUAAGCUUUCAGUAGUUCCAAGUCAUCUGUAACUUUGAGUUUCUGACAGCUGAACAGUGUCAUAGUGACACACAUCAUUAAAAACCUCAGGGCUUUAUAUCCCCUGUUUCAGUCACCUAAAUGAAGACCACCCAAGAGACAGCUCCUGUAGCUGCCAGAUUCGGAGCUGAGCUCCUUUGAAAAUCCUGCUGGGGUUUUGGGUCCUGAGUACUUUUGAUAAUCUGAGCAAAACGUGGGCUUGUAAAUCACACCAGCACAUCUGAAAUGCCAUCUCCAGCCUGCCAGGAGCUGCUCUUCUCGGCUACCACUCUGUUUUUGUUGAGCCCAUCCAACGUCAGAGGGUAUUUGUUUUGUACCUGUGUAUCUGAUAAAGGAAAGACUUCUGUUUGUGAGAACACCUGCAGAAGAGUUGCUGUGUUUGUUAGGAGACUAACUUGCUAGUGAAAGUGGGGUAAGAAUGUAAAUAAGGAUCUAAAAUGAUAUUUAAUGACCAGGCAUCCUAAUUUCUGGUCAUUCCAGCGUGAAGAUGCCACCUUGUUGUAAAUAUUGAUAGAGGCUGCUAGGUCUGGAGUAUCAGCUGAGCAUGGUUCUGGCUAGUGGGCCACAGUUCAAGUGUCAGAAGGUUUGGAUUCUCCCAGGGCUGUGCCGAGGUGUGGGCUGGCUAACUCUGCAACUGUUCCUGAAGAGUGUUGUUAAAGAUGUUCAGUGGAGGGAGAAUUAAACCUCCUGUGAAGGUCUGUAUGUAGUGAGAGGAAUGACUGCAGAGAACUGCAGUGAUUUUUACUUCAACCUGUUCUCUUUGGUCUUAGAGAUUGUUCUUGUGUGUCUUGUGCAUAGAGAAUGGAGCUGUGUUAAGGUGUGUGUACCGUGGGGUGAGGGCUGCGGGUGGGGGGUGCACCGUUCACAUUCCAGCUUGACCGUGACGCCAAAAUCGAUGUUUCCUGUUGCUCUGUCAGUUUGUGCUGCUUCGUUUUCAAUGGAGUCCUUCAGCCUUUGUAUUUAGAAGAGGAUGUAGUUCAUCCACUUUCUUGUGAUCAGGUGUUCAUGUGAAUCUGUUUGCUGUGCUUUCCCACUUAGUUUUUCGCUGUUUUUCGUGAGAAUCUUCCAUUGUACAUCCAGCCACUACGAGCCUGGAGAAGAACGACGUAGCUGUGUUCAGAGCAUUGCCACGGUGCUUAAUGAAGAAGCAAACCCAACGUUUUUAGGAAGGUUAUUUCUAAUGCAAUCUCUUCCUCAAAGCUUUCUAAAGGCUGUACAGGCUGCGUAUCUUGACGUCUCAGCUCCCUGUAAUGGACUUUGUUUCAGAGUACACACUUUGAGGUACUUUUGCACACAAUUGCACUGUAUUUCACAGCAGGAAUACAGGCUGCACUGGUGCUACAAAGCACGUUUAACUUCUUGGUACAAGACCUUGUACAUCUUCCAAAUGUAGUCAUUUAACUCACUGAUGUUUUGUAAGGCAGUUUCAUAACCCGAGUCCUUUAGUCUAGAUUAAAUGACCAAUUCUUAUGAACCAAACCUUAUUUGUAGAAGUGACUUAACUAUAUUUGUGGAUCUUGGAGCAUUUUUUGAUUGUCUAUGAAAUAAAACUCUCUGAGAGGGUUGCUUUGAUCUUCUUACCGUUCAGAAGUUGACUGAAUAAACCUGACAGUGUCUACAUUGAGGUUCACAUUUCCAUUUCUGAGCAUUAAAAUGUAAUAUAUCCAUUUCUGGUGACAGUCUGCCAGCAAGACUCAGAUUCCUGGUUGUCGAGGAGUGGUUAAGGGAGAAUGGACACGGAUCCCAGGGUAUAAUGUUAGGCCCGAUGGGGCAAGGCAAUCUGAGUUCUAGUUAUAUGAAUUUAAUGCACAAUCAAGACCAGAGUCAGAGCCAUGGUUAAAACAGUUGCUGUCACGUAGUCAGUGCAGACAGCAGGCCGCUUUCUGCUCCUUCAAGGUCGGGCUGAUUUCAGCUAACAGCUAACAGCUCAAGGCGGAAAACAACUACGGGGGAAAACAAGAUGGGAAAAUGUGAGGGAGCUUGCUUAUGGCAGAAACCGCAAGUAGGAU
Colius striatus (speckled mousebird) is the source of this 5770-nucleotide messenger RNA. RefSeq names its product zinc finger and BTB domain containing 8B (gene ZBTB8B). Bases 332 to 1768 code for a protein of 478 amino acids. The transcript has 4 exons. Gene Ontology annotation, molecular function: protein binding; RNA polymerase II cis-regulatory region sequence-specific DNA binding; DNA-binding transcription factor activity, RNA polymerase II-specific. NCBI's taxonomy places the organism in Eukaryota, Metazoa, Chordata, Aves, Coliiformes, Coliidae. Gene Ontology annotation, biological process: regulation of transcription by RNA polymerase II. The record is from RefSeq and is a predicted model, not a curated record. Gene Ontology annotation, cellular component: nucleus.